Molecule: messenger RNA, 1533 nt
Organism: Hypomesus transpacificus
Lineage: Eukaryota; Metazoa; Chordata; Actinopteri; Osmeriformes; Osmeridae
Gene: dap3
Product: death associated protein 3
Exons: 13
Coding region: 185-1381 (398 amino acids)
Biological process (GO): apoptotic process
Cellular component (GO): mitochondrial ribosome; mitochondrial small ribosomal subunit
Molecular function (GO): structural constituent of ribosome
Source: RefSeq, a predicted model, not a curated record
AACACGCAACUUCCAGACUGCAAACCAAAAUGGCGACGUCCAUGGAGGAAGCACUAUGACAGUUCGACCGAGCUUGUGCAACUCUCCAUUAUUUACUGAACAGAUUUGGACAUUUCACAAUUGAAUGAAAUCGCACUGCUGUAUCGUGGAUGUGUACUUAAUGAAUUGAUUUUCAGACUGAAUCAUGGCGCUCCAAAGACUGUCCUUCAGAUUACGUCAAACGGUGACACAUGCACGGUCAAUCCAUGGCUCUGGGUGUGGCCAGCAGCUGGAAGCCCUGGCAGGAGAGCCCAAACCACAACAUGAGCCCCUCCAGGUCUUCAGGACGCAGGAGAACGACCCGGCCUGCCAUUCAGAGAACCAUCUUGGACAGUACUACACUCUGCCCCCAGAUCACCCUCGCACUCUCUUCCCUCACGGCCUGCCCUCACGCUUCCAACUGCAGACCAAGACGUUCACUGAGGGCUGUGUGAUGGUGAGGCAGCCCGCCCUGGAGGUCAUCUCCCACCUGAGGAGAGCCGACUACAGCAAACCCGCCCUGCGCUAUGUGUUCUAUGGAGUGAAGGGAAGUGGAAAGACCAUGUCCCUCUGCCAUGCUGUUCACUACUGUGCCUCCCAAGGAUGGCUGGUGCUGCACAUACCAGAUGCCCAUCGAUGGGUGAAAAACUGCAAGGAGCUGCUGCCUUCGACCUAUAACAGCUCUCGGUUCGACCAGCCAAUCCAAGCUUCUAAUUGGCUGCGCAAUUUCAGAAUCACAAACGAGCACUUCCUGUCCAAGAUGACGACCAGGCAGAGGUACGUGUGGACGAAGAGAGAGAGCACUGAGGAGGGACGUCCGCUGGGGGAACUGGUCGACCAGGGCGUGACCCGGGUGAAGAGCAGUAGCGACGUGGUCGGAGCCCUGAUGAAGGAGCUGAGGCUUCAGACGGCAGAUCCAGACCUCAAGGGCUUCAGGGUGGUCGUGGCCGUGGACGGGAUCAACGCUCUCUGGGGGAGGACGACCCUGAAGAAGGAGGACAAGAGCCCGGUGUCCGCCCAGGAGCUCACGCUGGUUCAUAACUUGAGGAAGUUGGUGAAGAAUGACUGGUGUGGAGGGGCAGUCAUCACCACUCUGGCUCAGACCGGAUCGCUCUACACACCAAGCUCCGCCUACCUGCCACACGAGCUGCUGGGAGAGGAGGGCUUUAACACCAUGGAGCCCUUUGUCCCUGUUCCAGUCUCGGACUACAGCGAGAAAGAGUUUGAGAGUUGUUACUUGUACUAUCUGAACCGUAACUGGUUACAACACCCACACAGUCGAACCGAGGAGGGGAAGAAAGAGUUGAUCUUUCUGAGUAACAGAAAUCCAUCUCUUCUGGAUAGACUUUGCGCUUUCCUCUGAAACACACACAUUCACACACACACACACUCAUGUGGAUGUGUGCACACAUACUGUAUAUAACGUCAGUGUUAUAAUCCAUUUCUGUGUGUUUCCAACCAUAAGUUAUUCUGUCCUGCAGCAUGAUACUGUAUGUCUUUCAUAAUAAAAAUGUU